Messenger RNA from Orbicella faveolata, 1877 nucleotides. RefSeq names its product 3'-5' exoribonuclease HELZ2-like. Gene Ontology annotation, molecular function: protein binding; RNA nuclease activity; 5'-3' DNA helicase activity. NCBI's taxonomy places the organism in Eukaryota, Metazoa, Cnidaria, Anthozoa, Scleractinia, Merulinidae. The record is from RefSeq and is a predicted model, not a curated record.
UUCAUUUGAUUGGUUGCACGGGUUCUCGUUUCUAUGGUAGACCUAUAAAACGCAGUUGCCGAGCCAAAGCAAGGAGUUUUCUUUAGCUCCACUCUUAUACAUCUUGCAAUUUCAGCUCAUAAAGAGUGCAGAAAAGUGGGCCAUAAGAAGUUCAAGUAAAGGAGAAUACGUUCAGAUUGUGCUUUGCACCUGUUCAUCUGCUGGAAGUAAAAGAAUGAGAGAGGCGUGUAACAACGUCAUGCAGUGCAUAGUCGACGAAUGCGGUAUGUGUAUGGAACCGGAAACUCUUAUUCCGAUUGUUUACUCAAAAGCACAGCAAGUGGUUCUAAUAGGAGAUCACAUGCAGCUGCAACCAAUUGUAAAGAACAGACUUGCCAGGUCUCUUGGCUUGAGGAUAUCCAUGUUCGAACGUUUCUCCGACAAUGCGUUUAUGCUUGAAGAACAAUACAGAAUGCACCCGGAUAUCUGCGAAUUUCCUUCCCAACACUUCUACGGUGGCAAAUUGGUCACGCCACUAUCGGUUAUUGACCGUGAUAGAGAGACGAGGCUGCGGAGAAGAUUUAUAAAUUUCUGGCCUUCCCAUAGUGAUGCAGAUUACGUACCCCUCGUGCGAAUGAUCAAAACUGUGGAAGAUCUGCCAUUGAAGGGCACGCCACUUGCUCAUGACAUCUGCCUGGGAAAUGUUGAGGUGGUAAACAAACUCAGUAAUUGCGGUGUGAUGAUGGAUCGAAUGGUCGUUCUGUCUCCUUACCGAGCUCAAUGUCAUAUAAUUCGGAAAGAACUCGCAAAUGAUGUCCCCGUUAUUUCCAUUGUCAGAAGCCAAGGCAGUGAAUUCGAUUUUGUGAUCAUAUCCUUGGUCCGGUCGUUACCAGACUCCCAGAUAAACCACGAGCCUGACGGUGGAUGGCUAGGAGAGAACCUGGGAUUUGUAACCGAUGAGCAUCAAAUCAAUGUUGCUCUGACCAGAGCGAAACGAGGACUUGUUAUCAUCGGUAACAAGAAUUUGCUUAAGGUUUGUGAAAUGUGGAGUUACCUUAUCGAUCAUUACAAAAAGAAAGCAUGUUUUGUAGAGGGUGCAGACUGGCCUUGGAUUUAACUACCUAUUACACGACCUAAUAGCAAUCUCGAGUUCACAAUCUAAUUGUUAAUAAUUAGACAGCACACUUUGAUAUUAUUGAAAUUGGCUCUGUAUGUAACCUGCAGAGCAGUUGCUUUUGGCGUGGCCAGAGAACAAACCUGAGCGAGGAUUAAAUCAUUUCUUAGAAGCCCACGCUGCUAACUCGAUCAACGUCCUACUCAGUCCUUUACAGCUAGCUCGCAUGACUUGCUGGGAUUAGGACACGAUUCUAAUAGAGUGUUUUCGAUAUAUUAAAAUUCAGCUUGGUAGUGAGGCCUGAAGGACACAGACAAAGGGAAUUGAAUGACAUGUUUAUUCAUUUCUUUGUUUAUGUCCAAUAGGCCUUACUAUCUGACUUCUAAUAUGUCGAAAGGGACCUAUUGAGUGCACGGUUAUAAAUGUUACUGUUCACUCAAGAGGGGUGGCGAAUGGUCCUUCAAAAGCUCUGGGUCUCGUAAAAUUUUAGUCGAAUUUCACGGGUUUCGCAGUCUCGUCUUUUAGCGGUUAUGUGCGUCUCGCAGUCUCGAUUUUUCGCAAGGUUAAGGGUCUGGAAGUCCCAAUUUGUUCCUUUAUCUGUUUUUAUAAAUGACGUCUUCUCUUUACUUGAUAUGGAAUUUCAAUGAAGCAACUUAAAAAUUUUCCGAGAAAAAGUUAAUCCUAACUUCUCCUUAUUGUCUUAAUUCCAUAAAAAGGUACAAAACCUACCGCAACGUCCGUUUUGGCGCCAGAAAAACAGUUAUUUUUCUCUAGGAUAUCAUAA